AGCAAUCGUUCAUUACGUGGGGGAGGGCAGUGUCGGUUAAUGCAGGAUUUCUUCUAGCGAUCUGCUGAAACCAGGCUAUGUUGCAUACUAUACUUACUGUAUUUUAUAUUAAUGGAACAGGGGGAGCUAGUAGACUUUUGCGAUCUGCGAAUGAUCAGACAUUUGUUUUUUUCCCUCUGGUAUACUGAGUUCAUUUGAGCUUUUGCCAUAUUUGUAAUUCACUUCUCAAUGUGAAAUUACAGAGGGAAAAAAGGAUCUCCAUGUGUAUCCUAUUAAGAUGUUUUUCUUCGGUUAUGCCUGAGGAUUUGUAAGUCGCCAACAAGUAUAAAUGAUCUUCCUGGAAUUUAAGGGUUUCUCCAGAAUCCUGGAAUGAAGAUCCCCUUCAUCUUCUAAACAUCCUACCAGAAAAAUGCUUCAUGCUUUAAGAAUGCCAGCCACUUAGAUUCAUGCGCCCUAUCUGUACAGUUGUUGAUGGUUUACCAUCAGAAGGCACCAUAAGUCUGUUUCCUGGCCCUGUUUCUGUUUCUGAAAUGUCGCUGCUUCGUGCUUUAGACCCUGUCCAGACCUGGCUUGGACAAGAGCUGGAGAAAUGUGGUAUUGAUGCCAUGAUAUACACUAGAUAUGUGUUAAGUCUUUUGCUACAAGACAGUCAUGACUACGACCUUCAGGAACAGGAAAAUGACAUCUGUUUGGGCUGGGAAAAGGGGGCUUGUAAGAAAUGGGGCAAAGGAAAGAAGAAGACCUCAGACCUGUCUUUGGAAGAAAUGAAGAAACAAGCUGCAGUUCAAUGUCUACUUUCAGCUUCUGAUGAGGUUUAACAGAAGAGAAAAAUAUCAAGAAGUUAGAUGGAUCUCAGUCUCCGGAAACUGCAUUAUCUCCUGUAGGAAAGGAUCAAGCAGAAAUGUAUUAUGAAGCUUUUCCACCACUUUCUGAGAAGCCAGUUUGCCUGCAAGAAAUGAUCACAGUGUGGAACAAGUCCAAAGUUUGCUCUUAUUCUAGCAGCUCCUCAUCUUCCACUGCCCCACAAACAAGCACGGAAACUCCAUCUCCAAAAGAUUGCAAUAGUGAAAGUGAAAUUGUGAGCAACAGAACUAAUGAAGCCUCUAACACUGUACAUGGAAAGAACCAACUUCGAAAGGGCAAAAAUGAAAAAGAAAACAAGUUUAGCAACGGCAUAUCUGAAGAUAAAACUGGUGUAAGCAAAAGUGUCCGACAUAAGUCUAAUGGAAAGAUCCGACCUCGAUCCUGGUCAUCUGGGUCAAGUGAAGCAGGGUCAAGUGGCAACCAAGGCGAAUUGAAGACCAGAUUCAUUAGAGUAAGGCACAAGAUUUGUGAGGUUCGAAACAAGAAGGGGAAAAGUGGACAAAAGCUUCCUACAAAAAAUGUAGAACGACCAGAAAGAAAGUAUGUUGCAACAAGCCGUGGCAAUGCUGCAGCAGCUGUCAAGCCACUCUGUAAGCGUGUAAAAAAACAAGUAAAAGAAUUUGGAUCAAAAAAUAUUGGAAAUGAAGAAAGUGAUUUCUUUACAGAGAAGAAAAAUGAAACAAAAUUCAGAGAGGAGCCAUUGUGGUAUACAGAACCAAUUACUGAAUGUUUUGUUCCUAAUAAUAGUAAAAGUAAAUUGGAAACUACAUAUCGGAAAAGGCAAGAUAAUUGGUAUUACACUUCACAAGAUAUUGAAGAGCUUUCUGAGUCUGUGCAUGAUCUACAUAUAAAUAAACACAAUAUUCAUGAAACAUACCUCACACCUGGUACUUUUAUUGAUGGUCGCUUUGUAGAAAUGCCUGCAGUUGUAAGUGAAACGAGUGACCACAUCGGGACCUCGAACUGUUCUCUUCCAGGGGACAAUUAUUUGGAUGAUAUUCAUCCUUUAGAACUUACACACUUCUAUGAAGUGGAAAUUGACCAAUCCAUAUUGGAUCUUGGUGCCUCAGAGGAGAUACAAGGAGAAAGUCGCAUCUUGAAUAUGAUUCGACAGAAACACACAGAGAGAGAUGAUUUUGAGGCAGAAUCUUGUGAAGUGUUAGAUGAAAGUUUUCAAGGGAGAAGUGCAAUAUGGACAGAAUCAACCUGUUCUUUUGGUGCUGAAGGUUUUAUCUUGCAAGACCAUUGUAAAUUAUCUCAAGUCUGGGAACCCUGUUCACCAUCAAGCUCUGCUGAUGCAGAUGGAGAGAGUUUGGGAGGAGACUCUCCAAAUACAUUUUCCCCUUUUUUAAACAGCACAAAGCAUACUACACACAUGCAUGCAGGCAAUCAAGAUUUAUUUUUGGAUGAAGACAGCUCUUAUUUUUCAGUGUUUGAAGUACAAUGCAGUAAUUCUGUAUUUUCACUGCCUGAGGAAAGUGCGUUGAAUGAAAUAAGCUUAACAGAGUCUUGUUCCAGCAUGAAUGGGUUUGGAAACACUGAAUCGCGAUUAUUAUUAUGGACCAAAAAUAGUGCCUUCUAUGAAAUUGAACAGUGUUCAAAUAUUUCAACUAGAACCUGUAGUCCAUUGUCCUACUCAGAAGAAACACGAUCAGAUACUGAUAUUUUAAACAGUAAUAUGAAAGAACCAACACAACUGAAUGCAGAAGAUGCAAACAAUGUAUCAGGGGUGAAUUUAAGUUACGAAGAUGAGGAUUCUUCUUGCAAAAGGUUAAUAGGUUCGUUUCAGGAAAAUGGAGCUUUAAGAGAGAAUUCUGCAUUGGUUUUGAAAAAGAAAUCAAAGUUGGAAUCUGUGUGUGGCAUUCAGCUUGAACAGGAAAAUGCAGAAAUAUCGGUUACAGCAGACAUUAGAAUAAACGGCAAACCUGAAAAAGGGUACAGCUCAGGGGUCAUUAAAGAUAUUUGGACACAUCUGGCAGACAAAAAUUGUGAGAGAGAAGAGGAUCUGUUAUUCCCAGUUGAUGUAAAUACUUACUGCUGUGAUGCAAACACUGCAGAUGAAACUUUCCAAGAGCCCAGAAAAGCAGUACAAAGAUCAGAGUAUCAUCUUUGGGAUAGUCAAAAAGAUACUCUGGAUAAGAGAGCAUUUCUAAGAUGUGAGUCAUUGAAGGAUGAUGUUGGAGAUUAUACUACCCCAUCGAAACCAUGGGAUGGGAACACCAUUAAUGAGAAUUCCUUUAUUCUUGGAGGAGUCUAUGGAGAGUUCAAACCUUUUAACUGCGAAGGUGAAUGGGCUGUCAUCCCACCAAAAAACUCAAAGGAAAGCUUACUAGAAUGUGCAGCCUCAGAUGUUGUUACAAUAGCAGGAACGGAUGUUUUUAUGACUCCAGGAAACAGCUUUGCACCGGGUCAUAGGCAGUUAUGGAGGCCAUUUGUUUCAUUUGAAGAUAAUGAACAUUCAAAAUGUGGAGUUAAAGGCUUAAAUAAGGGCUUUUCUUUUGUUUUUCAUGAAAACUUGCUUGGAGCAUGCAGUAACUUUACGCUAGAGGAACCUGGAUUGGGUUAUUCUUUUUCGUCUUUUGAACUAAACAAUCAUUUUUCCCAGGUUCUUCAUGUGGAAUGCUCUUUUGAGCCCGAAGGAAUAGUUGCAGUUAGUCCUAAUUUUAAAAAUAAAUCUGUGUGCUCAGAAUUGGAUGGUGAAGGUGCUCAUCCCCGGGUUUGUGGUGUGGACAAAACUCAGUACAGGUCGAUAAGAAUUUCUCCUCGGACACACUUUCGUCCAAUACCUGCAUCUGAGCUGUCUCCUGGUGUUGGAAGUGAUUCUGAGUUUGAUUCUGAAAAAGAUGAUAUAGUUGUGCCUCCAAUUUCUGAAGGAGAAGUGUUUGAUGAUCCACAAGAUCUCAAGCCUUUAGAAGAUGAUGCAGAAAAUGAAGGUCAUUUUUAUGGAAAGUCUGAGCUAGAGUCUGGAAAAUUUCUUCCUAGUUUAAAGAAAUCUGGAAUGGAGAAAAGUGCACAGACUUCUUUGGAUGGACAAGAAGAAUCUGUUGGUGUUUUGCCAUUGGAUAAAGAUCGUUUAGAUUUCAGGGUUAUAGAAAAGUUUGAAAAAGGAGUAAUGGCGCAUUCUAAUUGCAAGAUGUUGGAGUCUAAUAAAAAAACAGAUGGGCUUAAUAUCUGCAAAAUGGCUUGUAACCCUAAGUCUACAGAAGAACUAGAAGAUUAUCCUUCAUUGAAUAUUGAUAUUCAUGGAGUUAAUGCCAUCAAAGAAAAGCAACGCUGGUGGCAAAAAGCACUUUACUCUCCCUUAAUUUCUGGAUCUGGCUGUGUCUCAUACUGUACAAAUGUCGAUGAAGAAAGACUUGGUCACACAAGUGGAAAAGAGAUUUCAAGCACUGGAUGGCAUCCUGUGAAAAUUGAUACGGACUCUUCAAGCAAGGAUUCUAAAGUCACAUUUGAAUGCCGUUCUGAAGAAAAAUCCAGUGGUUUCAGGAAAAAGAUCUUCUUAAGUAAUAGUUCAAGUUCUGACACUUCUUCAGAUGGAAGUACUGAAUGGGCUGACCUUUGCAGGGAGGAGAUUUUUUCUCGUACCCAGCUUUGAAAGAACACAUAGCUAUAGUUCUGGAAGUGAUACAAUAAUCUGUUUCUCUUAGGGAAUUAAAUAAUUUUUAGUUACUUAAGAUUUUUUUAAGUUUGUUUUUUUUCCCCACUUUUAUAGCUGGGAUAAAAAAAAAUCCCAUUUAGGGUUUUCCUUUUCUUUUCUUCCUUUUGACAAACUGUUAAAAUUUAAAAAAGAAGCUCUAGAUUAGAUAAUGUUUUCAGAUGAUGAAUGGAUGUGCAUGUGCUUGUAUUAGUAGACUCACUGCUUCACAUCACCUAAACAGUGUUUUGUUUUUUGUUUUUUUUUGUUAAAUUUAAUCUUUAGCUGUUGCCAGAAUUACCAUCUUAGUUUAGUGGUGGCUCAAGCUACUUCUGUCAUUCAGAGAAUGAGGUUUCUGGAACAUUCUUGGCUAUAUUCUGUAGUACCUGGGAGAUAAAUACAUACCACUGUAAUCAAUCAGUGCCUUUCUGAGUGCAGGAGACUAGCAUGGCGUAUUUGCCCAGUCUUUACUAAAUAAAAAAAAAAUUUAAAAAUUUUAGUAGAAGCAAUGAGAUUGUGCUUUAGAGACUUAAAAUACUGUGUUUUCUAGCCUAUGACAUUUUGUUCCCCAUUUAUGGAGGAUGAUAUAUAAUUUAAUAUUAUUGCUAAUAGUGGGAGCCAAGGAUUUUCAGCUAAUUUAGUUUCUUUCUCUUUAUGUCACUUAUUAGUUAUUUCUUAUGUCUUCUGAGAUACACCCAAAAUUGUGACAUCUGUUGUGUUCUUAGUUUUCUUUUCUUUUUUUUCUUCUUCUAAUUUUACAUCUAGGAUGGUAAAAGAACCAUGUACAUUCAGGUGGAACCCACUUUUAUUAUAUACAUAAACCUAUUGCUGUGCUGUUAAUCCUAUGGCUACUUCCUUUAGCUAUCUUGUAGGUGUAUUGUUGGUGUUGUAUAUUUAGUCUCAUAGUUAAUUUGUGUUUUGGGAGAACAGUAUGGGCAAGUAUGUGAGUGUGUGGCAAUAAGUACAUUUUCAAUUUACACGUAUGAUUGAAUAUGAUUUGUUGAUUUAUGUAUUUUGUUCAACUUUAAAUUCAGCACAUUGUCCAAAGUGUAGCUGUAGAAACUUUCAAAACUCUUUGUGCUUAACACAUAUGCAGAUUGUUCAAGCACAGUAAGAGCAAUAUGUGAGGUUACUAAAAUUAAAUCUAUAGAAGCAUGCUUUUUAACACCAGGAAUGCAAAAAGUUUAAUAUUGCUUUGGAACAACCGCGUUCUUUUAAUAGCAAUACAGGUCAUUAUUAAACCGGAUUGGAGCUUUGAGAUUUGAGUUAAAAUGCAGUUUAAACUUCCUUUUUUUUUUUUUUUUUUUUCUCUUUUUUUUUUUUUUUUCUUCCAUGUCUAGAGAAAAAAAAUGUUGGUGAUAAACUCUUCAGGAAACAUUUGUUCAUUUGUUUAAUUCCAUUCUGCUUUUAAACUGAAGAGGAAUAUACAGUGUAUUUGGUAUGUUUACGUUUUGUGUGUGGAAAAGUCAAGAAACUAAUAUCCAAAUAUUCCUUUGCUUCCUUCUGUAUAAAGAGAAAAAGAGAGGAAAAAAUGGUUGAUUAUUAUGCUGUUUUCUAUAUUUUCCAGCACUAUGGGAAAUACACUGUUAGAACGGAUAUAUACAAUAGUGAUGCAUAUUUUUUUUUUUUUCUCACAAGUUUCCAUAUUAUCAAAAAUAUAUUUGUUUACUGAAACCCUUUGGAGGAUCAUACUCAACAUUUUGUAAAGAGUUUAUGCAAACAGCACAACACGAACUGUACAGGUUUUUUUUUUUAAUAUGUUAAAAUUUAAAUUAACUAUUUUCUGGAGCUUCCUCAGUGUUGUGGGUAUUAUUUGCACUGCAAAUAUUAAGAAAAUACAGGCCCUUCUAACUCAGCCUUGCACAUGUAGAUGCUUUUAGAAGCUAUGAGGGAAACUGGAAACUCAAUUUGUCAGUCCCCAUGAAACUGUGCUUUGAGGUUUAAACCAUACAUGCUUCAUACUUUUAUACAGUAAGUGUGUAUUUCAGAUCCAGUGUUGGGGUUUUUCUUUUUUCUUUUUUAAAAAAAAAAAAAAAGAUUGCAGGCUACUUGUGCAAUGUAACAUUCCUGGAAAUGAUGGGGGAAUGAUACAUAAGACUUUGGCAAUAAUUCAUAUUAAGCUAAUUUUCAUAGCUGUUUGCAAGAGUCUUUGAACUUUUUUUCAUUCUGGUAUUUAAAUUAAGGUUGGCAAAACGCUGAACGCACAGUGGUAUGAAGCGCGUUGCAUAUCAUCGCACUGAAAAUAUUCAGUUUUUCAUUCCUAGACUGAAAUUCUGUUUUUACAUUUUUUUUUCCUCCAAGUGGUUGUAUUGUUCUGAUUUUCAUGUACACCUGAUUUUGUUUUUCUUGUGGAGUUAUUGAACACCAAAUAAAAAAAAUAAAAACCCUG
Molecule: messenger RNA, 6887 nt
Organism: Bombina bombina (fire-bellied toad)
Lineage: Eukaryota; Metazoa; Chordata; Amphibia; Anura; Bombinatoridae
Product: KIAA0232 ortholog
Source: RefSeq, a predicted model, not a curated record